GUCUUCGGUAUUUAGACCCGCCCUUUGGCUGCUGGCACCUCACCUCCACCAUUAAAAAUCAACUGAAGUCUUUUAUCUUGACAGCAUUCCUGCUCAUAUCUGGCAGCCAGUUCUGCGUUAAGCAGCAGCUCGUCUUCAACCAUUAGCUCCUGCUGUUUAGACAGGUCUGAGAAGAGACCAAGGACAGAAACGCAUUCCACUGCUCCAAGAGAUGAAAAGACUGUACAAAAGGAAGGAGCCUCCAGGAGCCGUGCUGGAGGAUCACUCAGUGGUGCAAGAGGCCCUUGUUCCCAGUAUGACUGUCUUCAAGCGAGCCAAGCGGAACAUAGGCACAAGAUGUCACAAUUACCGCGGUGAGAAAGUUUACCUUGGAGUCCGCGUCAGAAUGCCAGUAAGGGAUCUGUUGAAAAACAUCAGAGGAUCCCGAGGCGUGGACGACUUAAAUAAGGGCUCGAAAAAAGGCUCCGGAGACAUGAAACGUGCCAGGCCUCGUUCAAGAACCAAAGCCACCAGGGGAGAACACCCUGUUAAAAGCCUGGAGGAACUAGCAACCAUCUUGGAGGUUCUGGAAGACGAUCUUAGAACAAGCUGUGCUUCUCACUCCCCAUCCCAAAAUGUACCUUCUCCUGAUUUCUCAGCCUUUCGGGAACCUUCUCCCACCGAUGUGAUUCAUGGGGACGAAUAUGAUCAAACCACUCCAAGCCCAGAAUACUACACAGAAUUCUCUCCCAGCACCCCUGAAUACGACGUAGCGUGGUCUCGCCCUGACUGCAUGUUCUUCAGCCUCCAGCCCUCUUGUGUCGGCGACAUGCAAAUCCACAGUGACAGAGAGCAGGACUGGUUUAAGACGAAGCACAACUUGGAUCUGAACAGCUCCGCUUUCUUCUGGACACAGCUGCAGCAAGAGGAGGGCUGGCUGAGGGCAGCAUCUGAUGCUGAACUCCUGACCACCGAUGAGCAAGGGAGGAC
This is a messenger RNA of Cyprinodon variegatus (sheepshead minnow), 969 nucleotides long. RefSeq lists its product as uncharacterized. The annotation marks the transcript as partial. Gene Ontology annotation, molecular function: DNA binding; POU domain binding. The transcript is spliced from 7 exons. The record is from RefSeq and is a predicted model, not a curated record. Lineage: Eukaryota; Metazoa; Chordata; Actinopteri; Cyprinodontiformes; Cyprinodontidae.